This is a messenger RNA of Tetranychus urticae (two-spotted spider mite), 910 nucleotides long. RefSeq names its product NADH dehydrogenase (ubiquinone) PDSW subunit (gene ND-PDSW). The record is from RefSeq and is a predicted model, not a curated record. NCBI's taxonomy places the organism in Eukaryota, Metazoa, Arthropoda, Arachnida, Trombidiformes, Tetranychidae. Gene Ontology annotation, cellular component: respiratory chain complex I.
UCGAUAAUCGAUUGAGAAUAUCAGCUGGAAACGAUGUUUUAUUCAAUUUCAUGAAGGACAUUUGUUUUCAUUCUGCUUAAGUGUUAUUUUAUUUCAAUAAUUAACAGUAAUUAAACCAGCCAUGCCGGAACCAUUUGACAAUAUUCCAGAGCAUUCUUACAAAAAGGAAGGAUAUCUCAUUGGUCCUUUUGGUCGAAAAAGAGACAAUUUUCCUCGUAACUACUUGUCACCUAUUACUGAUUUUGUGUUCAAUUUGUAUGAUAAACCAGCAACUUGGCUUCAUGAUAAAGUGAUUGUCCCUAACCGAAAACAGAGUGUGUAUUAUCAUUGGAAAUUUCCUCGAGUUCCAACAGUUGAUGAAUGCUAUGUUGAUGAUUAUGCUUGUCUUUAUGAAGCAGAUAUGCAAUACAAAAGGGACAGAAUGGUAGAACAAAAUAUAAUAAGAGUUCUGGACCGUAGAGUACUUGACUGUGAGCAAGCAUUUGGUGGUAUUGAAUCGAGUGGUUCUGUCGAGUGGUGUAGAGAAGUUAAGAAAGAUUUAGAAGAUGCUCAAACCAAUUACAUGAUAAAAUAUGGUGAGCUACCAACUGAUGGAACUUCCAGGUUGAAUUUAAUGGAAGCUAAAACAAGGUCUGCUGAUGUUUACCUCAAGCAGAAACAUCGUUAUAUCUGGGAAAGACGACAACAAAUGAAAGCAAAACAGGAACAGCUAGAUAAAACUCAAGAAUCUGACUGAAAAUCAUGUAACUAUUCAAUAUGUUGAAAAUGUUUAGAUGCUAUUCAACAAGCUAUUGCAUUGUAAUCUUAAGCUAGGUCUUUAGAUAUUGACUGUUUUUGUCUAAUUUGGCCUGUAACCGUUAACUCUUCGCAGUCAUAAAAAGAAUUAUAUGAACCUUUGAUAAAUCAAAAA